AUGAGCCGACUCGUGAAUGCUCUCAUCCCUUUCAUAAGCUUGGGCAUGAAAGCCUACGGUGUGCAUGAUCCGGGCAUGGUCUAUGGAUUUGAACAAAUUGAACCAUCAGCCAACCUCACAUGGACACCAUGUUUCGAUGCCUUUAAUUGCUCUAGACUGGAAGUUCCUCUGGACUAUUCAAACAGAAGUCUUGGCACGACGUCGAUUGCGUUUAUCAAGUUGGCUGGCAAAAAUGCCACUGUCCAGUCUCCAAGCAUUGUACUCAACCCCGGUGGUCCGGGUGGUUCUGGUGUCGACCUACUCCUCACAUACCAGAAUCUCAUCGGGCAGAUGUUUGGAGAGCAGUACAACUUCGUCUCCUUUGACCCUCGCGGUGUGAACAAUAGCGGCUUGCAUCUUGACUGUUUCUCGGAGGACACAAAGGCAAGAUCAGCUUUCUAUAGACUGCACAGAACAGGUGCCACCAAUAUCUCAUCAACCUCGCUUGAGGAACAGUACUAUUCAAGCUCUAUCUACGGCGAGUGGUGCAACAAUGCUAUCAAGAGCAAGUCACCCCAUUCAUAUUACGUGACCACGCGAGCAGUUGCCCAUGAUUUGCUCACAUUUACCGAAGCCGAGGCUGAGUGGGCCGGUCAGUCACCAUCAAACGCCCAAUUAUGGUGCUAUAGCGUCAGUUACGGCACUGUCAUCGGCAGCACUUUCGCUUCCCUGUUUCCUGACCGCGUUGGGAGAAUGAUCCUUGAUGGUGUUCUGAACGCAGAGCAAUAUUAUAACAACUAUUGGACGGACAAUGUUGAUCAAAUGGACGAGGCCAUCGAAACAUUCUCCACCUUCUGUCAUUCGGCAGGGCCUGAAAAAUGCUCCUUUUGGGGGCCCACGCCCGCUAACAUCACGGCAAGAAUGGAUGGCAUCAUCCGUCAGCUUCAGAACCACCCAGUCCCGCUAAGCGGCGCCGGAGAUCCAGACCUGCCGACCAUGGUCACCUAUUCAGACCUAAAGACUCUUUUUCUCAACACACUUUACACCCCACUGGCAAGGUUUCCAAGCAUGGCAGACAUCCUACACCAGGUGGAGCGUGGAAAUGUGUCUGCUCUUGCGGGCAUGUAUGACCAGUUAAACUCUAUAACCGAUGCCCGUCUCGCCAUUACAUGCUCUGAUUCGUAUCGAAGGAAUAGGCUUACUACCAUAGAAGAGUUCAAGCUUUGGGCAGAGUACACCAUUGUCAAGAGCAAGUACAUCGGUGAUAUCUACCCCACCUUCCUGGAAGGCAUCUUAUGCCGAUCAUUUCAACCGCAGUUGCCUGAUAGCAUGGUAGUUCAUGGCGAAAUAAAAGCACUAAACACGCCUACGUCCUUCCCGAUUCUGUUCGCAAGUAAUACUAUCGACCCUAUCACGCCGUUGAAAUCGGCGCGCAAGAUGUCUUCUCGGUUUGCCGGAUCGGUACUUUUAAUGCAGGAAGCUGUUGGUCAUACGGUCAUCGACCAGGGGGGAUCAAACUGUUACUUUGGCCAUAUUCAGGCAUACCUCCAAGGGACAGUUCCAUCAUCCAACACUACAUGCCCCCGACAGUACAGUCCUUUCAUAGAUGCCUCCCCCAUUUAA
Aspergillus bombycis is the source of this 1602-nucleotide messenger RNA. RefSeq names its product putative proteinase. The coding region runs from base 1 to 1602 and encodes 533 amino acids. The transcript is spliced from 6 exons. The record is from RefSeq and is a predicted model, not a curated record. Lineage: Eukaryota; Fungi; Ascomycota; Eurotiomycetes; Eurotiales; Aspergillaceae.